GUGAGGUAAUGUGCUUGGGGUAUGAUAUACGCCGCUCCACGAGGGAGGCGGAGGCUGAGCCUGACGUGCGCUGCUUGCGUGGCUUGAAUAGGAACAUUGUUUGAGGGAGGGAGAUAAUGAAGGAGGCUACACGCACACAAAAGGCACACGCACACACACAAGCAGGCAGGCAGCCAGGAGCGAGAAACCGGAGAAAGAAGGAAAGCUGGUUGGGCCGGAGAGGAAACGAGGAGCAACACCGGCUCCCGGCUCGCCACCCCCACGGCUGGCGUUGGAAAGGAGGAGCCGCAGCAGCAGCAGCCUUCCCUUGAGCCGGGGGUGGAGGGGACGGAGGAACGGCCCGGUGCGGCGGCGGUGCUGGUGGAGGCCGGCGGUGGAACAAGGAGUCCUGGAGGCGGAGUCGCCGGAGCGCAGCCGCCCGCUUGUAAACAGAUCUGGGGCCUCCACGUGACCGCCUCCAGUACCUGAGAGAGUGUCGGGGCGGCAUUGUGCUGCCCGGCCGGCGGGCGGGCGGGCGAGCGAGUGAGCGAGCAGGAGUCGCCCCCGGUGGGCCGACGACAACAAAGCCGAGGGAGAGACGCGCGCUGUAGAGCGCCGCUGCGGCGGCGGCGGCGGCCUUGGGGGCGACUGACGCCGCUCUCUGGCCUGAGCCUCUCCCUCCAUCGUAUCCCAGCCGGCCCCGCCAGAGGAGCGCAUCCUUCCUUUUUCCUUCCUCCCUGCCGCCGCUAAAAUGGCUGAUGCUGGGCAGUGACUGAGUGAGUGUCCGGCAACCGCUGUGAGAGAGCCGGAAGAAGCCCCGUGCCGUGCGGCGGGAGGCUGCGAGCACCGCUGUCCCCGCCGCCACCAUGAGCACCUUCGCCUUGGAAGAGACGCUGGAGGCGGACUGGGUGGCCGUCCGGCCUCACGCUUUCCACGAGCGGGAGAAGCACAAGUUCGUCUUCAUCGUGGCCUGGAACGAGAUCGAGGGCAAGUUCGCCAUCACCUGCCACAACCGGACGGCGCAGAGGCAGCGCAGCGGCUCCCGGGAGCUCCGCCGCGGCUGCAGCAGUAGCAGCAGCAGCGGCAGCAGCCCCGGGGGAGCCGAGCAGCGAAGCUCCUCUGCCUCCAAGGCCGCCGCCGCCGCCGGGAGCCCCACCUUGCGCAGGAGCCCGGCCUGGAGCGCCGCCGAGCCCGGCCAGGCCAGGAGCUCGCCGGCUUCCCCUGUCCGGGCCGAGGCGUUGCUCAGGAGUCCCGGAGGCCGAGUGGCGGAGGCGUCGCCGAGGAGCCCGGCUAGGGCGAGGAGCAGCCCGGCGCGGAGGCCUCAGCCUGCCCCGGAGGCGCCUCCGCCGCCGCUCAGCCCCGCGGCCUGCGCGGCCGAGGAGAUCGAAGUGCUGGAGCUGGGGAAGGACGAGCCUGCGGCAGGAGGAGGCGCCGUUCUGCUGCUGCCGUCUCCGCUCGCCGGGCCUCAAGCCGCCGAACCACCCUCGGUGGCUGCCUGGGAGACGGAGCCGCAGUCGGGGGAGGAAUGCAGCUGGGCUGGCCUCUUCUCCUACCAGGACCUUCGGGCCGUGCACCAGCAGCUGUGCUCGGUGAACUCGGAGCUGGAGCCCUGCUUGCCGGUCUUCCCCGAGGAGCCCUCGGGCAUGUGGACGGUCCUCUUCGGCGCUCCGGAGCUGUCUGAGCAGGAGAUGGAAGCGCUGUGCUACCAGCUGCAGGUCUACCUGGGCCACUGCCUCGACACCUGCGGCUGGAAGAUCCUCUCCCAGGUGCUCUUCACUGAGACGGACGACCCGGAGGAGUAUUACGAGAGCUUGAGCGAGCUGCGGCAAAAGGGCUACGAGGAGGUGUUGCAGCGGGCCCGCAAGCGCAUCCAGGAGCUUCUGGAAAAACAUAAGAAUACAGAAAGCAUGGUGGAGCUGCUUGAAUUAUAUCAAAUGGAAGAUGAAGCAUAUGGUGGUCUUGCUGAAGCCACUACGGAACUCUAUCAAUACUUACUGCAACCAUUCCGAGAUAUGAGGGAACUUGCCAUGCUCAGAAGACAGCAAAUAAAGAUUUCUAUAGAGAAUGAUUACCUAGGACCUAGAAGAAUUGAGAGUCUUCAAAAAGAAGAUGCAGACUGGCAGCGGAAAGCCCACAUGGCUGUGCUUUCUAUUCAAGAUCUUACUGUGAAGUACUUUGAAAUAACAGCUAAAGCACAGAAAGCUGUGUAUGAUCGAAUGCGAGCAGACCAGAAAAAGUUUGGUAAGGCAGCCUGGGCAGCAGCAGUGGAGCGGAUGGAAAAGCUUCAGUAUGCAGUUUCUAAGGAGACUUUGCAGCUGAUGAGAGCAAAAGAAAUCUGUUUGGAGCAGAAGAAACAUGCAUUGAAAGAAGAGAUGCAGAGUUUACAAGGUGGCACAGAAGCCAUAGCCCAUUUGGACCAACUAGAAGCUGAUUAUUAUGAUCUGCAACUUCAGUUGUAUGAAGUGCAGUUUGAAAUCUUGAAGUGUGAAGAGCUGCUGCUGACAGCACAACUUGAAAGCAUCAAAAGACUUAUUUCAGAGAAAAGAGAUGAAGUAGUAUAUUAUGAUACUUAUGAAAGUAUGGAAGCCAUGCUUGAAAAAGAAGAUAUGGCAACAUCUAUACACUUGCAAAGAGAAGAAUUGCAGAAAUUGCAACAGAAGGUUCGCCAGCUAGAAGCAAGGCGUGGGCGCAUAUCAGCCAAGAAAGCCUACCUCAGAAAUAAAAAGGAGAUCUGCAUUGCAAAACAUAAUGAAAAAUUAUUGCAGCACCUUCAAAGUGAAGAGGAGUCAAGUGCUCACCAUACUGCAAAGUUUAACAGGGAGCGGUUGCAAGAUGAGGAAGAAAGAAAAAGCUCAUGGGUUAGUCAGGAACGGCAGAAAACACUGGACAGACUUCGAACAUUUAAACAGCGCUAUCCUGGGCAGGUAACACUUAAAUCAACCAGGCUUCGACUGGCUCACGCAAGGAGAAAAAGUAUAGCCAGUUCAACAACUUGUGCUGAUCAUUCCCUGUCUUUACCAGUAACCACACAAAUGGACAAAAGACCCCAAGACAUAGGGCCAGAAAAAGUGAUCCAGCCUUUACCAAUCCGGGAGCCUAGGAGCUUAGGACAACUUGAAGAUACUGUUUUACCUCCCUGUGAUAUUACCUCUGAAUUUUCUCAAAUUACUCCUCUUCCAACUUCCAUCAGUAAUGAACUUCACUCAGAUAUAAUCAGUGAUGCACCACUUCCUCCUCCUCUGCCGCCACCACCACCGCCACCUUUGCCACCUUUGCUCACCAAGGAAGAAUCUACUCAAUGCUCUGAAAAAAGUAGGAGCCCUGUUAAACAGGACAGCAUGGAAAAGCCAGCCCUACUGGUACCAUCAGCUCAUUUUUUUGAUAGCAGCCAGUUAGUCAGUGCCAAGAAGAAGCUAAAGAAAACUGGUGAUAUAGAAGGCUUGCAGAGGAGGAGAGUGAGUUCCCCAAUGGAUGAAGUGUUGGCUUCCUUGAAGCGUGGUAGCUUCCAUCUGAGAAAGGUGGAGCAGAGAAACCUCCCUCCUUUCCCUGAUGAAGAUGAUAGCAAUAACAUCUUGGCACAGAUAAGAAAAGGUGUGAAACUGAAGAAGGUGCAAAGGGACAUUAUGAGAGAGUCAUUCACUAUUUUACCUGAUGAUGACCCUUUGACGCGCAGCAUCCACGAAGCACUACGGCGAAUUAAAGAGGCAUCACCAGAGUCUGAAGAUGAGGAGGAGAACCUGCCUUGUACAGACUGGGAAAAUUAAGGUGCUAAGAAUUCCACAGAACAUGAUUUUCCUGUCACUUCAGAACAUUCAUGGUCAGCACUUUGAUCCCCACCAACUUCAGUCUGGGAAAGGUUUCACUUUGACAAACAAUGUGAUAUGUACAUAAGAGCCUGAAUACUUUUUUUUUAAAAUUCAUGGUAGAAGAUUCUGGUUGGACCAAAGCUACAUUUAUUUAGAUGUGCAUUUUAUGUAACACUAAAGAGAGUGAACCCUUCAAGAUGUUUUUUGGUUCUUCGUUCACUUUCCCCACUUGUGUGAUACACAGUUAAGUAAGCAGCUAUUGCCGCAAAGCUUCUACCCAACGUAAGAUACUGGGACAGAUAUGAAAUUCGCCUUUGUUUCACUGAAGACUUCAUCUGCUCAGAAAACAAACUACUACUUUCGCAUCAGCUUCUUCUACAACAGCAAGAUGUUACACAAAAGUCCUCGUUGCUCAGCAUAUGUUUCAUACGAAAGACGGAUUUCAGAGAGAGAAUGCAUUUCUUAAUUUUUCCAAGUACAAAUUACGUUAGCUUGAAAAUGAGAACAAAUGGCUACACAGAAUAAUGGAAAGUACCGUAAGACAGGAAUUAUAUGUAUUUAAGAAUGUAUUUGUUUACAGCCUAGUACAUUUAAAACGGUAUAUAACAGAACCCUUUAGGAAGGCCAUGUAUACUUUGUACAUCUUAUAUUUUUAAAUUAGGUUUUUCCUUGCUCUUAUGAAUAGAAAUGUUUUAACUGCAGGGCUGGGUUAUAAUAAAGUUACAUAAAUUUUUAUUUAUAGAAGCAAUAUUUUGUAAUGAGAAUACUUAAAAUUAUUUUUGUCUAUUAGUUUGACUGUUCUUUGAUUACUCUAAGGAACCUUUAUUUAAGGAGAAUGCAAAACUGAAAUAAGAUUUUUCUUUUAAAUUGUGGAAGCUAUAAUAUCCCCCCCCCCCGCCACCAGUUUUCAUUCUUCCAUUCCAUUGUUAGUCAUAUUUGAAUUAUAUAACAGCCUGCUUAUUUGAAAAGACACUUCUUUUAACCCUGGUUGUAUAAUGGCCUAAAGGAGGCAUAGCCUUCAGUACAGUGCAUAUCUAAAGCAACGUAAUCCCAAACAGCAUGACUGAUAGCUGCAGGCAGCUAGUUUUAGAAUAACAGAGUACUGAACAGUAUUUCUGCACCAGGGCUAACCUUGCCCUUAUUAAAGCUCUGUGGUUGAUACAAUCUCCACUUGUAAGAGAGUCUUAAGCUUGGCCAGCUUCUUAUUGAAAUACAGUUUAACAUGUACUAUGCCAGUGAACCUAUGAUCCCUUAUCUUAAGGGGGGAAAGUUUUAAACUCUACCCAUUCAUGAUCUAUUAUAAGCAGAUUCCAUGAGAGCUGUGUAUUGAAAAAAAUGCAUUUAGUAAUCCUACUUAACUUCCUAACAUCAGGUUAAAUAUCUUGCCCAUUUUCCUUUUAAAGAUAGUUGGGGUAUGCAGAAUCCUUGAGAAUAACGUUUUGCAACAUCAGGCAUGUCAGCUCUUGGGUCCUCAACAGUGACCACCUUGACCAGUAAGAUAUCAAAUAUUGUAAUGGGACACUUGCCCUUCUGUACUUGGCAGGUGGACUUUUUCUUAAGCUUAUUGCCUUAUAUAGUAUGAAAUGCUUUCCUUCUCCACAGGCAAGCUUGAGAGUAGCAUGGGUUCAGCUAAUAUGGAAGCGCCUUCCCCUGAAGGGACAAAGAGCAUCAACUCCGUUAUGCAUUGACCAUUAAUUUGCUGAUAACCAGGCAACCCACGUUUCUUCCCAAGUUACUGCAUAUUAACCAAAAUAGCAUUAUACAGUGUGGUGAUAAUCCAGGUAAUGCAGGGUUUGGUGGCAAUAAUUCAUUAGCUGCAAAAUGUAUCUGUAAACCUUUAGCAUAGACCAUAUUGUAUGUAGUUUUUGUGCCUUUGCUGUUUAGUCACCUACACUCCAAAUUUCCAUUCUGUAAUAUAUUGUGUUUGAGUUUUUAGCCAUAGCACAAAACAUGAACUUCUAAUGGGUCAUGGAAAGCUUCACACAGUUGCAGCAGGAGCUUCAAGCACCACAUUUCACUGGGCAGUUCACAUAAGAUAAGAUAUUAAGAUAUUCUCCUCUCAGGAAGGAGAUUGAUAAAUAAAACUUAUUGGAAACUAGGAGUAAACACUCCUUGCCUUUGCACUAUUUUGCAUCCACAAAUUCUGAAUUUAUUGCAAGAAUCUGAAACUGGCUUUGGUCUGUAAAAUGGCUUAUUCAUAGGAACAUAUUUUAUACACACUGGCUGCUGCACAGCGGUUGAUCUCACAUUCAGACUUGUGGUUUGUUAGGAAGCAGAGAUUAAUCUGGUUGCCAGUAAUCACUGGACCGCAUCCUACAAUAAUUUGUCAUUAAAGUACAAAAACUGUACAAGUAGCCAUGUGCAAUUGCUUAUACCAGUUUCCCCAAGCUGUUUGACUAAUGUCAAUUCCUAAUUCUGUUGCUUGAAGACAUUCUGUGUGAACGCUCACAGCAGGCUGAGAAACCGCUGUUCUUGGGGCUGGUGUAUUUCCUACAACAUGCUUAGAAAAUAUGUAAGCAUUUAAAAAGAGAUCUUGGUUAAUGCUGUUUGAAAUGGCAUUCAAAUCCAAAUCUAUGCAGCUGAAAAGUGUGCAUGAAAAAUUCAUUUCAGUAUUUUGUGCUGUAGUCUGCCAUACAAGAAUGAGACUAUAUUUUGUAUUGCGAGACAUUCUUUUAAUUAAUUUCUUGUCCAGUCUACAUGUCAUGAAACUAUGUGAGUGUAUUUCAGACAUAACGUUGGUGAUGGCAUUUCUCAAGGAACAACUAAUGCCAGUUAAUGGCAUUAAUAACUGUCGUGGUUUACUGGUAUGAUUUGGGAAUUUUAAAGCAGGGGUCCAAGGAGCUGAGAUGUUUUAUUUCCACUAGCAAAACAAAUUAAGUGGAAGGGAAACAGCAAACAUUUGUUUCAGUAGCUUCAUUUCUAUUGAAUAGUCUCAUGAGUCUCUCUAAUUUUACUUGCUUGGUUUAUUUAUAUAAUUAGUUUAAUAUUAUUUAGCAUAGUUUUGCUUCUUGUUUCGACCAUUUGCUUGUAAAGCUUUUCAAAACAGAACAGCUUCUAUCUUAAAACAGAUACCACAAAAACAAAUUAACAGCACUAAAUUAUGCCCUGUAGAGAGUAAACCUACUUCACUUUAAGGAGUCUUUGCAUUUGAGUGUUGACUUAUGUAGACAUGGUCUUCACAGUAUCAGUGCAUUUUGUAAUGCAGACUUGUGAAAAGGGGAAACUUUCACUACUUGUCAAUGUUAAAUUUUUAUUUGCACUGACUUGAAAGAGUGGAAUUGUAAAUUAAAGAGCUUUUGAUUUAUGAGCAUAUUUUAUUUUCAUGAUAAUGCUUUUGUAAUUUGGUUAACUGUGUUAAAUGUAAUGAUCUUGGAAGCAAAGCGUGAAGCAAGAGAUGUCUGGUGUUGGCGAACUGUUAACCAGCAAAUAAUGGACUUAUGGCAAAGAAAUGACAAGAGAUGCAAGCACCUUCACAGCAUGUUGAAUUUUUAAACGCUACUGGAUUUGAUAAGACAGCAGCUUGCUAUCAGUGUUGACCCCAAUGCAACGACAGUAACCCGUUCAUAGAAACCAGUUCCUUAUCAGAGAGCAGCACCAAUCACCAUGGAAGGGGAUAUGGGGCUCCAAUACGCCAGCCCCUAGCUGCUGAACAGGCAGUUGGUCCUGCCUCUCUGCCAGCUUGGAUCAUGCCUUAGGCAGGUUGGCACCUGCUGGUGUAGUGGCAGAUAGGCCAGCCUUUGGCUGCAGGCAGAGCGCCCAGGAUUGAGGCAUGCACUGCUUAGUGUUCUUUAGAAGAGGAAAGCACAUUGUUUUGAUGGUUACCAUAUAGUAGUCUAUAAAACACAGCUCUAGCUGGUUUUGUGCUAUAAAUAUAAUGAAUUCCAACAAAUUAGACUUCUGUUGCUGCAUAAAAUCUUAUGCCAUGAAAAUCUAAUUUUAGAAAGGGUGGGGCUACACCAGUAUCUCUUGGGGAGCUGCUUUCUAAUGUGUUGCACAGCAGUUAUUUAAGACCAUUCAUCUGAAAUUACUGGCAUUGACAUUUUUUAAAAAAACAUUCGUGGUGGUUACAAUUUUUUAUUCUUAUUCAUUCUCUCUCUGUGUGUGUCAGAAUUUUAUCUCAUUUCCCCUACUAUGAAUUGAUGCUCACAAUAUCCCUGAUGAAAGUAACCAGAGGUCCACUUCAGGCAGUCCUUUGCUCCACACCUCCUACUUCAGGUGAGAUUGGGAGAGGACUGCAGGCUUUCCCCCACUUUCAUUGUACGGAGAAAAAACUGGUUCUGUCUUGGACAGCCAGGGAUAUCCUGUGUCCAGAUAAAUAUGGGAUUUCCCAAUUUGUUUGCAGUCACCAAUGGGAACUAUAAACUUAAUUCUGGCUUAGCUAAUACUCUUUAAGAUAUACAAUAUGUUAAAUAUGUAUAUAUAACAUAUUAUGUACAUAUAUACAUCAUCAAACUCUGACGUGUUUCUGAACUUAGAGCCCUUUUGGAGCACAGGGGAAUGGGAGAGUUGUGUGUGGCUCCUGUCACACCCCUGCAGUCCCUCAAAGUGCAUGCGUUUCACUAGUUGGGAUGUCAGCUGGUGUCAUGGUUGGAAGCAGGGAGGACGGGGACGAUGUGCUACAAGCACAUACUGCCCUUUGCUCCUUCCGUGUAAAACCCUCUCGCCAGGCAGAUGCAAAGGGAAAUGCUUUUGUUUCUGUGGGGCAGAACGGGGUGUAUUUGAGCUUGAUCUCAACUCUGGUACCAUUCUGUAGGGCUGUAGUAUUGCCUGAAUAGGCCAUAAUUUGUGACGUGGGGGUGUUGCUGAGCAUGCAGUGCUGUCAAUGACACUUGGCCGAAUUUGCAUAGGCACUUCUCAGUCUUUUGAUACGUCCUCCAGUACGUCUAGUCCAGGGCUAGGCAAUCCUGGCUGUCCAUUUGUUGUUGAACUACAACUCCCAUCAUCCACCAUCAAAAUAUAUUGUGCCUGGGGAUGAUAGGAGUUGUAGUUCAACAACAGCUGGAGAGCCAAUGUUGCUUACCCCUGUCCUUGUAAGCCCCACUGCUGGAUUAUUUGAUGGCCGUUGGCAGCACAACCCUCAGAAAGGGGAGGAGUGAGAAUGAAACCCCAAACCAAACUGUAAUGUCUUUGUACAGUGGUGACAUCAGAAACUUAAUUUAGUGCUGAAUCAUAACUGCAAUAACUUCCCAUACAGACAAUUGAUAGCUUUUUCCUCUUCUGACAGUGACUUACAUUGCAUCUUACCACAUGAGGGCAGUACUAAGUGUGCUGCCUGUUGUGCAAUCACACGUCCUGCACAACCUCUGUCAGGAAGAGUGGAAGUAAUGCAUGGUGGGCAAUUGUGCAGGAAGUGGCAGCAGCAGCAGCAUUGCUACAUAUUUUGGAGCCCCACAACAGUGUGGGUGGGUCUGGCACCACCUAUGUUCCACUGCAGGGUAUGUAAGCCAUGGGUCAUAAAAUGCGUAAUGUUAAAAAACAAACACACACCUAAGCAUUUUAUACAUUCACUUGCUCAUGAUGCCAUCUACAGUCCAUGUAAGUCAAUGACAAAUAUGGCAUUGAUUCUAGUUAUUGUUUGGGUCAUUAUCUGGAACUCCUCUUGGGAAGGACUUGAUUUUCUUCAUUACGUUUCACAUAAAUUUGGAAGGAUCCCCCCCCCCAAUUCUCCACUUUCUCCCUUUUAAAAAACUCUGUUUGCGUAUGUAUGUGUGUGUGUGUAUAUAUAAAUGAAAUGUGCAAUAUAUAUAGUGCUCAUUCAAAGGUGGAGAACAGCACCUCCUUGGACUGUUGUACUCCACGUUUCAGUGCUCUCCCACAAAUUAGUCCCUGCAGGGUAGGAAGCUGGGAGCGCAGUCCUGGGCCCCUAACAUGCUAGUUUUCUAUGGUGUGUUUGUUUUGUUUUGUAAUAUCAAGGAGAACAUUCAAAACCUGCAAUACUCUGCAUGCAAUCCAAAGUGGUACAGAGUAGGAAUGACUAUCGUACACUGUUUCUUGAAGUAUGGUCUUCUGGCCAAACUAGAUGGGACUUGGAGAUUUUUGGAUCUUCCUUAUUUUUUCUUAAAAGGUAACAGAGGACCCCAAGUGAGAUUGGGGCAUGGCUCUUAGAGGGGAUUAAUUCUUUCUCAGUUUAAAUAACUCCUGAAGCAACUAUCUUCCUGUAGGGCAAAAACAUAGAGAUACCUGUAUUUUCCCCUCUUAGGGCAAAUAGUUGGGGAAAUGGCAGAUAGGGAAAGGUUUCAAAAACCUUUCCCCAGCACCACUGCCCUGAUCCAAUUCUCUCUCCACCAUCAUGGCUUUUAGCUUUCUAAAAAGCAGCAAGAGGGCCAGUCGCAGCUGUCAUGUCCCGAAGUCUCACGUCCCUGUGCUGGCAGCCUACUUGACAUCUAUUGCAUUCUGCAAUCUGCCAAGAGCAGAACUGUGCUCAUAUGUUUGCUGAAAUGCAGAAAGUUGCCGUUUAUUUGCAUGAGUUGUUAAGGGUCAAUGAAACCCUCCAUUUUCGAAAAGCUAAAUGUCAAAAGGAAAAAAAUGAUUCACCAUUCACGAACAGUGUGCAGAAUAGAAUAAAAAUCAGCACACUUUGCUAUACUGCUUUAGCACAAUUAUACUGACAUGGACAUUGUAAAUGGCCAUUGCAUUUCUAAAACACCACUGCAAAUUUGCAGUCCCUUUAUCAUUUUCAGUGUUCUAAAGUAUUAAGCAAGAAGCAUAAACUACAUGAGCAUUCUUAGCAAUAUUUUGAAAACUUAAGUUUUAACUUUACCUUUUUGCUUUUUCCCCUUUUAGUGCAGUUUUCUUGCAACUUUAUUAUAUUGCUUUGUACUUCAUGUUUUUUACUAUCAUGGCUUCAAAAUUCAAACCUGUACAAAAUUCAAACCUGAAUGACUUGUCUCUUGUACAUGCAAUGUAACAACAUACUUACAGUUUUUGGUGCUUAAAAAUUGUUCCUUUGUUUUCUUUAAUAAAGGAUAUUUAUUUGAA
Hemicordylus capensis (graceful crag lizard) is the source of this 10763-nucleotide messenger RNA. RefSeq names its product junction mediating and regulatory protein, p53 cofactor (gene JMY). Gene Ontology annotation, biological process: 'de novo' actin filament nucleation; positive regulation of apoptotic process; Arp2/3 complex-mediated actin nucleation. The record is from RefSeq and is a predicted model, not a curated record. Gene Ontology annotation, molecular function: Arp2/3 complex binding; transcription coactivator activity; actin binding. Gene Ontology annotation, cellular component: nucleus; cytoplasm. The coding region runs from base 846 to 3743 and encodes 965 amino acids. NCBI's taxonomy places the organism in Eukaryota, Metazoa, Chordata, Lepidosauria, Squamata, Cordylidae. The transcript is spliced from 11 exons.